Sphaerodactylus townsendi is the source of this 3635-nucleotide messenger RNA. It is a transcript of the gene GNS, whose product is annotated as glucosamine (N-acetyl)-6-sulfatase. The record is from RefSeq and is a predicted model, not a curated record. The coding region runs from base 115 to 1719 and encodes 534 amino acids. Lineage: Eukaryota; Metazoa; Chordata; Lepidosauria; Squamata; Sphaerodactylidae. Gene Ontology annotation, biological process: glycosaminoglycan metabolic process. Gene Ontology annotation, molecular function: N-acetylglucosamine-6-sulfatase activity; glycosaminoglycan binding. The transcript is spliced from 14 exons.
CCCUCUACCAUCGUCUGCGAAGGGGGCGGGAGACGUGCGCGUUUCUUUCCCUCCCUCGUGACUGUCUGGCGCGCCGCUGCCCGCCCCGCCCCCCCCUCCAUCCGCGGAUGCAGGAUGGCUCGCGCCGCAGCCUGGGUACGGACCCUCUCCAUACUCUUGGCCUUGCUCGAGUUCAUCGCCGGCGUCCAUAGGGCACGAAAGCCCAACGUGGUGCUCAUCGUGACAGACGACCAGGAUGCCUGCCUCGGCGGAAUGACACCACUGAAAAAGACCAAUUCCCUUAUUGCAGAGAUGGGGAUAAGCUUCUCCAAUGCUUACGUACCCAGUGCACUGUGCUGUCCCAGCAGAGCCAGCAUUUUUACAGGAAAAUAUCCACAUAAUCACCAUGUUGUCAAUAACACUUUGGAAGGAAAUUGCAGCAGCAAAUUGUGGCAGAAGAUGCAGGAACCGUAUACCUUCCCAGCUAUUCUCAAGUCUAUGUGUGGCUAUCAGACCUUCUUUGCUGGGAAAUACUUGAAUGAGUAUGGAGCAGAAGAUGCUGGGGGAAUUAGCCAUGUUCCUCCUGGAUGGAGUUUUUGGUAUGCAUUAGAAAAGAAUUCAAAGUACUACAAUUACACUCUUUCAGUAAAUGGAAAAGCACGGAAGCAUGGUGAGAACUACAGUGUCGAUUACCUCACAGAUGUACUGGCCAACAUGUCUUUGGAUUUUCUGGAAUAUAAAUCCAAUUUUGAGCCUUUCUUCAUGAUGAUAGCAACUCCAGCUCCACACUCACCUUGGGUAGCUGCUCCUCAGUACCAGAAGACCUUCCAAAAUGUCAGUGCUCCAAGAAGCAGUAAUUUUAAUAUUCAUGGAAAGGAUAAGCAUUGGCUCAUCAGGCAAGCAAAGACUCCAAUGACUAAUUCAUCAGUACAAUUCCUAGACGCUGCUUUUAGGAAAAGAUGGCAGACUCUACUAUCAGUGGAUGAUAUGGUAGAAAAACUUGUGAAGACAUUGCAAUUCCACGGGGAACUGGAUAAUACGUACAUCUUUUUCACAUCUGAUAAUGGUUUUCAUACAGGGCAGUUUUCUUUGCCUAUUGACAAACGUCAGCUCUAUGAGUUUGACAUUAAAGUUCCAUUGUUGGUUCGAGGACCUGGAAUAAAACCCAACCAGACGAAUAAGAUGCUUGUGGCAAACAUUGAUUUGGGUCCUACUAUUUUAGAUAUUGCAGGCUAUGAUCUAAAUAAAACACAGAUGGAUGGCAUGUCACUGUUACCACUAUUGAGAGGAGAUGCAAAUGUGACCUGGAGAUCAGAUGUUUUGAUUGAAUACCAAGGAGAAGGGCACAACAGCAGCGAUCCUACCUGUCCUGCCCUUGGGCCUGGUGUCACUCAUUGUUUUCCAGAUUGUGUUUGUGAAGAUGCUUACAACAACACUUAUGCAUGCGUACGGACGCUCUCGGCUUUGUGGAAUCUGCAGUACUGUGAAUUUGAUGAUCGGGAGGUAUUUGUUGAAGUUUAUAACUUGACUGCUGAUCCACACCAGCUAAAUAACAUUGCAAAAACAAUAGAUCAAGAAAUCUUAGAAAAAAUGAACUAUCGACUAAUGAUGAUGCAGUCCUGUUCUGGAUCUACUUGUCGCACACCUGGAGUAUUUGACCCAGGGUACAGGUUCAACCCACAUCUGAUGUUCAGCAAUCAUGGAGCUCCUCCUCGCAGACUUUUCACACGUUCCUUGUAGCAGCAUCCACUAGCCCGUUUGUUCAUUUCUUCCAAACCACUACAGCAGAUCUGCCCAACUUAUUCUGCCCACACUGUAAAGACUCUAUCAGCUGGCUUUGUUGGGGAGAAAACAACUUCCAGCUGGUCACCAUGUGCAAUAUAUGUAUAUUACAGAAACGAUAAAUCUAGGCUGUUACAGAAGUUCAGUGUUAACUUGACAUGAAUCUGAUUUAUUGUUUGGUGUAAAUGAGAUUGUUUACUGCUUAAAAACUUACUGUGAGGGAAGGCGGUCGUGAGAGAACUGGAUUGGGGCAGGGAUAAAAAAGUGGCAUUUGUUGCAUAGCCAGAGAUUACGAUCUCUUUAUAGAUAGAACCACUACCUAAUAAGCUUUUAAAGAUAGUGUGAUUCUUGGUGGUGUUUGUGCUUGAGACUGGAAUAAUCAAAUUAACCAGGAAGGUUGCAUCCAACUUCUCAACUGUCCAGUCUGAGCUGGAGUUACCAAUAAGAACUUGUUUGCCUUGUGCUUUUUCAUAUUAUCAUCAAUUCCAUUUUCAAGUCAACUUUGUCAACCAAUGAAUGGACACUGUUCUCAUGGGCAUCCCAGCAUCCAGCAUUUCCUGUUUUGUUCAGUAAAACAGGGAUGAUAUGAAUGCAAAACAGAAACUGUCAUUCUUAAAAGUUGCAGAUACUUUUUAAUUUAGCACCAUAAAUAGAAAAUGAGGUUUGAAUCCUCUCUUUCCCAGAAGUUGUUUUGGGAUCAAAAGUCAUUUAGGUUAAGUCUGUGCUAAGAGCUCUUCAUGGCAAAGAAUUGCAGGUUGUAUUGCUUUAGUGGCCAGGCUUUAUGCUUGGGAAAGAAGUAAUUGCUUGUCUGUCUUAUAGUUUCAGCACUUUUUCAAAAGUUAGAAACUACUAAUAUUUUAAUGCAUUAGCCUUUUAUUAUGCUAAAAGUUUAUAUAGUAAUGGAUUAAUGGUUAAGUGUAUGUGUAACUUCUGGAUAUAACUUCUGCAAUUAAGAAUUUGUGUACCAUCCUGAAGUUGCACUGCAGUAGAAACUCCUACUGGUAAACUUUUGCUAAAUUGACUGCAGAGAGGUUUAGGGUCAACUGCUAUUCACUUACAAUAGUAGGAAACAGUGGAAUAGUUUUUACCUAGAACAUGUAUUAUCAAUUAUGUUCAUUAUCCAGAAACAGUAAAGGCUGAACUGAUUUCUUAUAAUAGUGGCUUCUGUGUAUGCUGUGCUUGGUCAUCUAUGAGAGGGGCUGAAUCAAUUGUGGGUCAGUGCAGAGAACAAGGAAUAAGCUUUAGUUUUGGAAGAGGGGAGUUAUACGAAGGUAGGUUUAAGCUGUAGCUUUUUGUACAGUGGGAGUUUAAAGCUGGUUCACAUUGAGGCAUAUAAUACACAUCUGUCUCAAAAUACACAUGGAGCAUUUUUCCUUGAAAUGUACUCUUCCAGCCUUACUUUCAAGAUAAAAGCUUGUUAAAUAAGUGAGAUUAACAGAUCAUUUCUUUCUUGCAGUCUGUGGUAGUUGAACUCAUGAGCUUGUCUCACUGAACAUUUGAAUCGGAUCUUACAAUUUGGUGAAGGUAGCUGAAUACAAGCUAUGUGUUCAUUGUUUCAGGUACAAAAAGUAUUAAUAUCUCAAGAAGCUGACUUUUGAAAAAAAAUUGUAAGAAAUGAAAGGUAAAUACUGAAAGUAAAUGCCUUCUUUGAAACCUAUAUAUGCCAUUUAAAGAGGAUCUUAGUCUGUAUUCAGACAUCAUGCGAUGAGUACUUCACCACUGGAAUAGUAUCACAAUUGAAUCUUUGGAGAAUCUUUGGUAGAAAUGGAAUUUUGGGAUUUACUUAUUGGUAACAUGAAAACUAAUCAAGAUGAGUAACAGCAAAUUGCAUGUUUCUCAUAUGAAGCAGUUGCUAAUAAAGAUUAACUUAUUAA